GCAUGAGCGGCCCUCAAAUUCGCCUUCUCCCCGCUGCUUUCUCCCCCCUCUCUCUCUCCUCUCUCUCGCUCCGCUGACUCCGCUUCUCUCGCCGUUGCUGUCUCUCGGUGGUUCCCUCGCGAGGCUGCCCGUCCGCGGUGAAGAGUGACGGCCCCGGGGCUGACGGAGCGGCGGCGGAGCGCGCAGCGAUGAGCUCGGAAGAAAUUCGGGAGAGGUUGCGGCUGCGGCUGCGUCAGAAAAACCUGCAGGGCAGUGGCCACGCGACGAGGAGUGCUGUGAACACGGCUGACACCCAGGUACAGGAAUAUGUGGAAGAAGAAGCUGUGGAAAAUCUGGCGGGCAAGGAUGACGAGGAGCAGGUGGACAAGCUAAAGCAGACCCUCGCUGCCAGGCGGCGGCAAAGAAAAUCUCAGUUUGUGGACCAUGUAGAAGAUUUGACCUCUAAAGAGGUUGUGGAAGAAUCAUCUUUUGUGAAAACUCGGCCUGUCCCUUCUCUAGAGAGUACUGCACUUGGUAUGAGCAUGAGGGAAAGGAUGCGAGAGAAAAUGAUAGCAGCAAAGAGCAAGGCGGAGAGCUCGCUGAAGGAUGAGGAGCGGCGAACUUCCCUGGGGUCUCCUUCGGAACCGAGCCGCCGGAGGAAAACCCGGCUUGAUUCCCAGCGUGAUGAUGAUGAUGACGACGAAGAUGAUCCUGCAGCUCAGAUGAAUUUCCAGAACCUGGUCAGCAAGGUCAAAGCCAAGUGCUCACAGAGCAAGAAGGCACAGGCGGUGGGGGAGGCUGCUGCGCCCAGCCGCGAGGAGGCCUUCAACUUCUUCACGGCCACGUUCGAGGCGGAGCGGCCACCUCGUGACGGGGCUCGGGCUCGGGCCGAGGGGAGCGCAGGAGCUGCUGUGGCCGACAGAGAGGCUGCGGAGCAGGAAGAGGCGAGCGAGGAGAGGCCCCUGGUGGCCGAGAGGGCAGGAGAUGAGGAAGAAGGGGAGGAGGAGGAUGGAGACGAGGCUGAGGAUAUGGAGAAGCUGAUCCUGGGCAACCUCUCUCCCUGGGAGGUUCUGGAUGUGGUCCCUGCUGAGUACCAGAGCAUCCAGAAGCUCAGCGAGAACGAGCAGAAGAUGCUUUACAUCCCCAGCGCCAUGGCAGUGCCUGCAUCACAGAAGAUGCCCCCGGAUCAGGAAGUGCGGUACCUAGAGGAUGAAGGCUUCUACGUCGGGCAGAGGCCCACAGUCACCCUCACCAACCAGAACAUCAUGGAGCACCGACUGCUCAAGAUGCCCGGGGGCAAAGAGUGGUUCGGUGACGACGGCCGUGUCUUGGCUCUGCCGGAUCCCCUGAAGCCGGAGGCGACGCGCCCACCCGAUACAGAGCGGGAGGCGCGGGAUCAGGGGCUGGAGCUCAUCUUCCAGAAGCCCGAGCUGCAGGAGGUGGACACUCGCGGCGUGACGGCGCCGGGAGCUUGCGGCCGCUGCCAGCUCGACGUGGAUCUGUGCGGCGUCACGUUCCUGCACCACGCGCUCUUCAGCCGCGAGCACGCACUCGCCUCCCGCCUCAGCCAGCUGUACGCGCAGUACCUGGCGCGCCAGGAGGAGCGCCGCGCCGACAUGCUCGACGACAAGCUGCGGGCCUUGCGGAAUGCAGUCAAGAACAUCUCCACAAACAUGGAGGUCCUGGUCCCAGCCACGCGCAAGAGGGUUCAGGAGUACACCAACGAGAUCAGGCAGACCCGGAGACUAAAUGAUAUUGAGUUAGAGAAAGACCGAAACCUCUUAAAGAGUCUUUUGAAAACUUGGAAGGAGAUCAAGAACUUGCGAGAAUUUCAAAAAUACACCAACACGCAGCUAAAGCUCCAUAUACGCAGAGAGGAGAAGAGGCGGCAAGAAGAUGAGUCACAAUACGAGCAGGAGAUCGCACAUGAGGUGGAUGAGAUGGAGCGGGAGUUCCAGGAGGAGUUUGAGAAGCGGAUGAAUGAGUACCGGCUUCAGUGUGAUGUGUGGAAGCUCUGGAGGAAAAAGCAGAGAGCACGUCUGAAGAAAAAGAAGAGCAAGAAGGGGCAGUCGCAGGGGGAGGAUGACAGAGAGGGGCUGACAGGGGAAGAUGAUGAGGAGGAUGGUGGUGAUGCAGGCGCUGAGCCCCUGGAUGAGGAGCCACCCAAACCCCAGAAGCCAGAAACGUUUGACCGCACAGCUGCCGAGCAAAUGGUCCGGGAGAAGGCCGCGCGCAUCCGGCGCAGGCCUGGAGAGCCCCUUAUCACGCUCGAGCUAUCCAACACUGCCACCGUGACACCUACCAACCAGUGCCCCCGCCCCGAGCAGCAGCGCCGGCAGGAACUGCAGAGGUACUCGCUGUUCGUGAAGGUCCUCUUCAACAACAAAGAGGUGUCGUGCACGACGAGUCGCCCCCUCAAUGCCGACUUCUCCAUUCACUUCGGGCAGAUCUUCAACAUCCAGAUUGUGCACUGGCCUGAAAGCAUCAAGCUGCUGCUGUUCGAGACUGUGGGAGUGUCGACCGUGCGGUUGGCAGAGAUGUUCGCUCAGCUCCCCGACUUGAACGUGGUGGCUGGGAACUGCCCCCUGCAGGAGCUGGAGUUUAGCAGCGAGCAUCAUGUUUCUUUCCCGCAUGAGGGCAUCGGCAGCAACGUUCCGGUCACCCUGGGGGUGGACAAGGAGAGCACGGUGACGCUGCUCACGUCCGGAAAGUUGGCUUGCAGCGUGGCCUGGGGCGUAGGGAGCGACGGGAUUCCACUGGCACCGGCACUCGCAUCGCAGCAUGGCGACGGCCUGCGCAGUGCGGCGAAUCGGGUGGAUGCCAUCGCGUCCAUCGGGGCGUCCGCACUAACGGACGUCAACAAGCUGGCCGCGUGGGCCAAGGAGUCGCGGCUCGACCCCAACGACCCCAGCAAUGCCGCCCUCAUGCAGCUCAUCACUGUUGUGACGAGCGGCGAAGUUGAGGUCACCGACUACUUCAGGUUGGAACAGCUGCAGGAGGAGUUCAACUUCGCAACGGAGGAGGAGAUGUCAAUGUCGCGCCGCCUGCGCCUCCUGAAGCUGCGUAGUCGCGAGGUGCCCGAGUUCCGGAACUAUCGGCUGGUGCCACCGCUGGACCGCGAGAUCCCAGAGAAGGUGUUCCAGGAAUAUGAGAAGAAACAAAGGGAGAAGGAUAUUGUUGACACGACGGAGCAGUUGAUUCGCUACAGGGCUAUUGCUGCCAUCUACAUGAAAAAGAUCCGAGAGUCUGUGAUGAGCCGUUUUGUGCUGGCGAGGCAUCACUACGUGCUCUCCGACCUCAUCCUGGAAGAAGAGAUGCCAAACAUCGGAACGCUGGGCCUGGGCCUCUUCAAGCUCACGGAGGCACGCCGCCCCCUCAAGCCACAGCGCAAGGAGCGCAAGCGGGUGACCGCGCAGAACCUGACGGAUGGGGACAUUACGCUGCUCGUCAACAUCGUGCGGGCCUACGACAUCCCCAUGCGCACGAUGGCCACCAAGCAAGCCGGCACCAGCAGGGCGAGAGCAGGCCGUGGAGCCCAGGACACGUUCAGCGCUGGGCAGGCCCACCACGACAACGAGGCCUUCUAUAGCCAGGUGCUGGUGCGUCCGUUCGUGGAGGUGUCCUUCCAGCGGGAGGUGCGCCGCACCACGACCGCCGACGGACCCAACCCCAACUGGAAUGAAGAGCUGGUGUUGCCCUUCAAAGCUUGCAAUGGAGACUACAGCGCAGCUGGGCUGAAUUCCACAAGAGAUGACAUUUUCAUCAACAUGUUUGACGAAAUUGUGUAUGACAUCCAGGAGAACGACCGGGAGGCCGGAAAUGUGAUCCACACCCGCGUGGAGAGGAACUGGCUGGGCUCCAUACGCAUCCCCUUCACCACCAUCUACUUCCAGUCCAGGAUUGAUGGCACGUUCAUGCUCGACUCGCCACCGGUGCUGCUGGGGUACAGCCACGAGAACGAGGGACGCUGGGACUCGAUGGCUCCCCCACUCGCCGCUGGAGAUGCCACCUAUCUCACCCUGUUCAUCACCACCGAGCCUCAGCUCAUCCCUGCAGAGCCUGUCAGAGAAAAGUUCGACUCCCAGGAGGAUGAAAAGCUGCUCCGGAUGGCUGACGCAUUCGCUGCCCAGUGCGAGGCGUUAUUCCCCACACGUCGGCUCGCCACGACUGUGGCCGACCUCAACGGCCGGGCCGUCUUCGUGUGCCGAUUCAUUCGCCCGCUACAGCCGCCGCCCGAGCUCCUGCAGGCCCACCCUGGCAACCUGCAGCUCACGGCCGAACUGCUGGCUCGCUACGUGUCCCUUAUCCCCUUCAUUCCGGACAGCGUGAGCUUCAGCGGCGUCUGUGACCUGUGGAGCACAAGUGAUCAAUUCCUGGAGCUGCAGUGUGGGGACGAGGAGGAGCACGCUGUGCUGCUGUGCAACUUCUUCUUGGCGCAGGGAAUGAAGGCCUGGCUGCUGCUGGGCACCGCGGUGCCAGAGGGUUCCACAGCCUAUGUAGUGACCCAGGAGGAGGGCAGCUACAACCAGUUUGUGAUCUGGAACCCAAGCACGGGGCGCAGCUACAAUCAGCACGACCACUUCUGCCCUCUGCAGAGCGUGGGCUGCCUCAUCAGCGCUGACAAUAUCUGGUUCAACAUCCAGCCGUACGACUUGCCCGCGCGCAUGAACUUCGCCGUGAGCAACGCCAGCUUGUGGAAGCCCUUCUUCACGCGCAGCUUCCCGAUCCCAAACCUGCCCAGUGUACAGCCAGCGGAGCUGAAUCAUGUGCCUCCAGACAAGACAUCUGCGAUGGAGCUGCAGGCUCGCAUUGAGAAGAUCCUGAAGGAACGAAUGAUGGUGUGGCGGCCGCGGCAGCCGACGCGCUGGAACCGGCAUGUGACGGCUGCGCUGCGCGAUCUGUUGCCGGCCCUCGAGCGCGGUAUGGGCCGUGCCGUUGAGGAGCAGCACCGUGCUGAGCUCGCGCACACGCUCGCCGACUAUCGGGUCUCGGGCUUCCCCAUCCACAUGGCAUUCACGGAGCUGCAGCGUUUGGUGGAGGCUGUGUACGGCUCGGGUGUGCACAGCAUUGACCUGCCGGGCACGGAGUUCGCGCUGGCUGUCUACAUGCACCCCUAUGCGAACCACGUCAUGUCUGUGUGGGUGUACGUGGCUUCGCUAGUGCGAGUACGAUAAUCGUUCUGCCGAAGACCCCCCCCCCACCCCAUCCUUGUACCGCCAUCGCCUUUGGCGACUGUGGCUUCCUGCAUUGAAGGUAUCUGCUUGUCGCAGGCAAACUUGCUUAGUUUAAACCUUAGCUGUUUUACAGAUUUUUUUGGAGACUGAUUUUUGGAAAUGUCUUUAACCUGCAUAUAUUCUGUGAUCCAUGUAUUCCUCUGUCUGUCAGUUUCAUUCUAAGCAUGCACCUCCCAUUCUUUUUAGCAGACUUUUUCAUCUUUUCCUCUAUUUACUUUGAAAACAUUAUUAGUGGGCUUGGACAAGACAUGGUUAAGACUAACAACAUUCCGUCUCGGAGUUGCUAAAUAGACUGUUUCAUCGCAGGAGUGCGAUAUAUGGCAAUAGCUUUGGGAGGGAUGAAUCCAGCGGUGGGUAUUUAAUUGCUGAUGAUGAUUUUUGCAUCUCUAUUUUUGUUGGACUAUCAUAGGUGUUUGGCUGUGGAGUUCACUUUGGCAGAACUGCCAGGAGGCAGAAUUUUGCAGUUAUGAUGCUAAGGUUUUCACCAUAGCCUAUGAUGCUCCAAAAAUUAAAUACAUAACCUACUAGUAUCAUUGACUGGUUCCAGAUUGCUUUGUUUAAAUUGUCUGAACAAUGAAUGGUCGGCAUAGCUAGAUAAUUAUGGUGGUUAAGCACAAGUCAUGCUUUUAUUGGUUCAAACAUAUCGACUCUUCGGUCCAUUUCUAAAGCUUCCAGUCCACAAGUUAGUGAGUCUUAAUCAUGGGUUUAACCAUAAUGGAAUUAUUGACUGAUACCUUCAUGAUUCAUUCAAAUUCCAGAACUGCAAUGUUUGCCCUUUGGAGCUGUUAAAGUGCAAAACUACAUUUAAUCUGGAACAAUUAAAUCAGUUCAUAUUAAGAGUAUGGAUUGUUGUAGUAUCUGAAUGAUAAUAUGAUAUGAUAGGGUCUUGAGGGAUGGGAGAUGGGGCAAGGAGUACUUCAUUAGCCAAUAGUAGGGAUGUAGCGAUACAUCGAGUCUUUCAGUUAACAUGGCUUCGAGUGCAUGAUACGACAAAUCAUUGUUUUUAGAUUUCUGAAAAUUCUAAGGUACUAGAUUGAACACAUCUUGAAAAACAUGACAGACAAUUGCUGCUCUUUUUACAGCAAUAACAAAUUCUGUAUAAGCAGAGUUGAGCUGUAUUUAAAAGUCACUUAUUUUAUCGUCAUUGUUUCACUCAAGUAAUUUCUCAAGAAGUACUUGUGGAGAUGCUAUUUUCCUACAUAAGUAUCAAAUUAUUGACGAGCAAUAGUGCAACUCUAGGGGGGGUACCCGAGAUGUAUUUGUCAUGCAAUAAAUGUAAAUCAGUACUACGGUAGCAGGAACGGAAUUUCAACAAUGUUACACGAGUGAACAGUGUAAAUCUAGCCUCAAGUGUUUGCCAGAUAUGAUAAGUUUAACACGUAGGCUUUCGCGACCUUUAUCAUCCAUAAUACGGGUUUUUGUUGGGUUAGAGCGUGUAAAUUACAGCGUUUUUGGGUUAGAUCGUGUAGAUUACGCGAUCUAACCCAAAAAGCUGUAUUUUGCAGAUAUGAUAAAUGUAAAUAACAUCUCUUUGAUACAAUAUGUCAUUUUGUUUAUUUUUUUAUAAUAAACAAAUAUAUUUUCAUAUCUCUGUAUGGGUGUUAUUUGUUGCAACCCAAUUCCAAUUUUCCAGGCGCACGGUGUCUGCCUGUAUUUGAGGUGAGCGUUGAGAAGAAAUUAUAUACAUCAGCUAGAAUUUAUCCCGGGCACAUCACAAACCAUGAUGCUAUGGACACGUGUAACAACAUUGCUUUAAAAACAUCCCAAAGCAAUCCCAAUGUAAAAACAUGCUUUGAAAUAACACUGGUAAAAAAAAAUUGGCGGAUGUUUUGUAUUUAACUGUAAUGCUGCAAUAUAACAAUCAAACUCUCUAGUGCAUUGUAGAUAUGUUUUCAUUGGCGGUUGGUGUGCAGUGCCUUCAAGAGUAUUUAAAGCUGGUUUUGCAGUGGCCACUUUAACAAAGUGUAUCCCAAAACCACGCCUGCCGUCCAUGCUGUGUAUAGAAUGACUCAUAGGUUUGUUAGAUCACUGACGUUUACAAAAUCAACCCGUCCCAAGUGUCAGAUUGGUGGCUGUGGGCUAUAUUAACCCACUAUCAUAAAUUACAUACCAUAUAAAUAAUUGCCGACGUCUAAUGGUGAGCACACUGAACUUGCAAUCCAAAGGUCACCGGUUUGAUUCGAUUUCGCUGAGCGGCAGUUGAAACAACGGUGCAAGUUCCUUAAAUCCCCCGUCUCUGUCCAGCAGUAUAAAUGGAUACACCUGGGCCAAGUGUGGUGGGGUAGAGCGUGGGUAACUUCCAUCUCUUUCAAGACGUCUGGCGAGCAUGGAAGAGUAGGCCAAGGUACUCUACAAUCGGCUCUUUUGAGUUCCCU
Messenger RNA from Lethenteron reissneri (Far Eastern brook lamprey), 7588 nucleotides. RefSeq names its product coiled-coil and C2 domain containing 2A (gene CC2D2A). NCBI's taxonomy places the organism in Eukaryota, Metazoa, Chordata, Hyperoartia, Petromyzontiformes, Petromyzontidae. Gene Ontology annotation, biological process: non-motile cilium assembly; protein localization to ciliary transition zone. Gene Ontology annotation, cellular component: ciliary transition zone. The record is from RefSeq and is a predicted model, not a curated record.